GGGCCAUCUGCGGUCGCAUCGAGAAUUCGAUCCAGGGUCUGCCACCGCCAUAUCGGCUGAACAAGCCGAAGCUGGCGCUGAUGACCUCAGCCGAGUCUCGAAACCAAACCAAACCGCCAAACUUCAGCAUCAACUGGUUGAUCGGCUGCCCGGACGUGGAGAUUGUCAACUCCUUCACCGGCAAGCUGAUCAACAACAACACCAACACCAACAAGAUGUCCCGGCUGUCGAAGCAGUCGUUCUACCGACGGUUCGCGGCCGUCAUCGAGAGGCUUCCGCAUGCGCGCUUCCACGAGAUCAAGCCGAGCUACGGCGAAACGAAGAUGUGCGUCCCGGAGUACCAGCAGGCCAAGAAGGAACUGUUCUCCGCGUUCAGCAAGGAAGACCUGGGCGAUUGGUUGAAGAAACCGAUCGAGCAGGAUCAGUUUACGCUGAUGGCGCCGAAACCGGAGGAACUGGCCGCGGCUGCGGUGGCGGCGGCAUCGGCGGCCACGGUCAACUCGACGUCCGUCAACAACGGCACCGGUAGCAACGGUUCCGGACCGGUGUCCGGCGGUAAAUGACACCAGGGGAAACACUCCGGUAAGCAUCACCAGAACGGGGGCGGACUGUCGUCCUCUUCGGGUGCAAGGCUGUUCUGAAAACGCCCCUUUCAGCCGGGAAGGAGCGUCCGCCGGGAGUCGAAUUAGGAGAUUCUGUUCGAGGGGGAGUAGCACGCUAAGAAAAUACCGCCCGCUUCGGUAAUUUUUUGAGCGAGAUUUCGACCGACGAAGGCGAUAAGGGUGAUGAGUUUUGCUGAAUUUCGGUAAAAGUUUACCGAAUUUUGGCAAAAUUUGGCAUGGGAAUUCGUUGAAGUCUACCGACGGCGUUCGGUAAAUCACCAAAGUCGGCGAAAUUUUCUUAUUGUGUCAACGGUAGUUUUAAGGCAAGUGAAAAUAUUUCGUCAUUUCGUACCUUAUCGAAACUGUGUAUGUAGUGUGAAGCGGUUCUUAGGCGUUACUUGUUUGUAUUUUUAGCGUUUUUUUAGUUUAUCUAGACGAAAGGUAUGAACUUUUUAAUAGCUUCUAAGUUGACCGUAGCGAACACCAUUGAUUUUAUGUUUAGAUAUUGAUUUUAUCUCCCAGUAUACGUUUAAUCGGUGAAUCCAAUGAAAGCUACCGACUUCGUUUGAAGGAAUAAAUUUGGUAAAUUUUUACCAAAAAAUGGUGGAGUUUUACCGAAGUAAGAAUUCACAGUCUGCACUGAAGUUCAGUAAACUUUCACCGAAGUUACAAACACUGAAGCCAUUAAUUUAACUUCUGCUUAGUGUUAGUUCAGUCUGAAUCCGUUCCACAAAAGAGAUCGGAAUGUCCGACGAAAGGUUUACGUUUCAACCGUUGGUUGUGUGAAAGCAAGUAAACACUACAUAUUAUACUCUUGACAAAAGUUGCAAAAAAAAACUCAAAAAAGUGCAUCCAUUCUGUGAACGCUAGAAUAGUACAUUCAUACUACACUCUAGUAGGGCCCGAUGCCUAUAGGUAAAAGGUAAAACUGACUCGUAAUUUAACACAAUAUCCAUUACUAUAUACUGAUGAAUUUGAUAGGAUUCCUAGUGUGUAAGUUUUAUCUCUCAGAAAACACCGUUAAGACAAAAGUUGUUCUCAUAAUAAUACAGGAGGAGAUAACUGUAUAGGUACUCGAAGGGACGCUAUGAGCGUUCGAACGUGCGGAAAGAGAUACGCGCGUGGAUGAAGUAAAGUGCUCAUAAGAUUAUAAGGCAUAAGAACAGGCUUUCGCCACAGGCAGAUAUUAUUAAGUAAAUAAGAUGAGAUAUCGUCAGAAGGAUACACGAUCGAAUGCGUUUUAAGUUCAUGGAAAAUUGAAUUUGUUAUAAAACUGUUUGAAGAUAGUUUGAUAGAUUAUGGCUGUUUGGAUUGCUGCAAGGUUCAUAUUAUAGCAUAUUGAACUAUGGAUUCAUCGGAUUCAUGAGAUCUAAAAUACAGAAGUGGAAGUCCUAUUACAAAUAAUUGCUCAAUAUACUUUACAGUGCAUAUUGAAAGCAUGCAGAAAAGUUCAUAAGUAGCGCAUACUCAGUUUUAUGAGCUGAAACCGCUUUCAAGCUUCGUUGGAUAAAUGUACUACUCCGGCUGGAAAUAGUACUUUUCGCUAUUCGUUGAAUACACAACAAUUUUCAAACGCAUUUCUUACUCACGCGCACGCAUCUAGAUAAUCUGCUCUGCAUAACCCAGAUCCUUCAUUAUAUGGUAUUCCUAAGGUCUCCAGUGAAUUUAGCUUACUCUGCUACAACAUGUUCAUCCAGUAUCUUGCUCAGGUUUGUGUGUAGAGCUUUCCUUAUACCCUACCGUCUCUUCUUACGCCUCCGAAUCAUCCGCCUUUAUCUUCAGUCUGAACACUCAUUUUUUGCAACGUCUUGUCUGGUUAUCACAUAUACAGUAUCGGACAAUAAAAAUGCAUCAAAGCUGUUUUCCCAUACAAACUAGUCAACUUUGGAUUGCCAUAUCUCAGUUAUGUCUCAACCGAUUGUUUUCAUUUUUCUGUGACGAACUAAAAAACAUUUCAAUUUUUAAAAACUAUUGAAAAAGUUCAGUGAUAACUAUUGAUACAAAAGUUACAGAUAGGUUGAAUUUUGACAAUAAAAAUGCACCAAGGCAAAAAAUUGUGUAGCCAAAAAUGCUGAAGUCAGAUAGCUAUGGUGUCUUCAGCAAAUUGAUUGGUCAUCUCACAAGAAACAUAUUUGCCGAAGACAUCAUAGUGAUUUGACUUCAGCAUUUUUGGCUACUCAAUUUUUUGUCUUGGUGCAUUUUUAUUGUCAAAAUUUGUAUCAAUAGUUAUCACUGAACUUUUGCAAUAGUUUUUAAAAAUUGAAAUGUUUUGUAGUUUUUCACAGAAAAAUGAAAACAAUCGGUUGAGACAUAAAUGAGAUAUGGGAAUCCAAAGUUGACUAGUUUGUAUUGGAAAACGGCUUUGGUGCAUUUUUAUUGUCCGAUACUGUACGUACAAAAGUGCUCCGAUAAAGCUUUGCUAUUCAUCACUCCUUGUUAGAGCUUCAGAAUCCUCCUCCUUUCGUUGGAUAUGCCUUGGGUCCAUAGGGGUUGCUGACGGCAUGGCAUUUUGAAGGCCGAAUUUCUCCACAAGUUAGAGAACAUACGCCUUCUGGUUCACCACAUGUAACAGUCGUAGCUGAACUUGACAUGCAUUCCCAGGAACAAUUUCCGAUAUCCGAGCAGCGACAUUUUGAACUUCUUCUCCAAAGUGGCCACAAUUUCUUUCGCUGCUACACGCGAUUACCAUAUCGCCUUCAUAAACUGCGAUGAACGUGUUCAUUCUCUUGUACAAACAUGGAUCAGCCGUAGAUGCAACGAAUCCUGUUCUCGGAAGUACUUCAUCUAGCGUUUUAUUCCAAACAUUACCAGCUCGUUUGAGGCCACACAAGCUUGAAAUCAAUCGUCGCACUGUGUUGGAACAGGGUUGUAUGAUUCCUGGAGGUACUCGUCGUGAAUCCAAAAUCCUAAGGCUUCAAAACUAUUGCUGACACGUCCGUUCGUUUCUUAAAUCCGUCAAAAGAAGGGCGAUCAAAAACCAAACCCGAGCACGCCUAAAGCUUGGCAUGCUUCGAACCUUUUUUCUUAUGCGGCGCAUCUGCCAUAGGCCUAAUCAGAAGACGUUUCAAAUCAGCUGAUUAUGGGGGCCUUUGACAGUUCUCCUGAAAAUGACAGUUCAGCAAUUGCCAAGGCAAUAGUGGUUUCGCAGCGCGGUGUCACGAACACUAAUGCAAAUCUACUGGUUGAAAAUAUGCCCAUUUGAUUUUGCUGGGAACAGCUGAUCUUUGUUUACUAUUUUCAACCAGUAACUCAAGUGGUGUUCGUGUAAUGCAGCGUGUACGUACACGCAACACUACUAAAAGCAGAAACCACUAUAGAGAUAAGUGACAUUUCAACACACGAACACUAGCGCAAAUUUUUCCUCACACAAAAGUGCACGCCGAUUGAAAGGCUAUUCAGAUUGCAUAUGCAAAUAUUACCCAAUCGAUUUGGGUAAAACGGGUAAAUAAUGAUAAAACUAACGUCCGGGGCAAGAGUGCAAAUAUUUUCCUCGCAGUUUCACAACUACAUCUACAAAAAAGGCACGCAUACAUUUGAACGUGAUUACCUCUAUUGCGCCUUUGUUCGGCAGUUGUAAACAGUGACAUACACGGACCUGUCAACUGAAAAGGCCUUUUCCACUCAUUCGUUAUGUUGACUUUCAGCGUUGCCUUAUGCAUUGAAAUAAACUUGCAACUUCAAACGCUUCAAACCGAAUACAUAAUUGUCUUGUUCAACUUUGAAACACAUUUUUAUUUCCUAUUUUUCAAUACGCUACAUAAAUACACUACAGUAAAGUGUCUCGAGUAUACCAAAGUGGAGAAUCCUUGGGAGAAUCCUUGUCGUUUUGACAUGGCUCCUUCUCGAUUGGAACUAUGGGGAUGCCACUAGAUCGACUGUUCCAAUUUUGACGUUUCUCCUCUUUGUUUUAUCCAGGCUCGUUACACUACAGUACCUUCAUAUAUGAACUUGUCCACAAUGACGUCACACGCCAACUAACAGCAAGAUGUGAAACUAUGAACUUCUACACGAUUUUUUGCUGGCCUGCUUACUCUCACAGAAAAUUUGACGUUUGAGCGGUGUCGACACCUCUCAAACGUCAAAUUUUGUGUGAGAGUAAGCAGGCCAGAAUAAAUUCGUGCAGUAAUCCAUAGCUGCGGGUCGUGUUGACAAAAAUCACUGCUCGCAUCUUGCAUCCGGUGAGAUCUGAUGAACUUUCAGUCACUGGAUGUUCACGAAUGUCAUUUUGUGUAAACCGGGCCCGCAUUUUCAAAAGCAAUCGUGUGAAAAAAGAAGAUCGUGGAUAAGUCCAUAUGGUUUCUUGCAACCCACCGUACAAAUAGACCGUCUCAAUGUUCACGUGCUUGACUAUCAGACUCUCACGAGAUGAAAUGUCAGCAUGAUGCAUUCGUUAGACUCUGAAUAAGGCCCGUGUUCUUGACGAUGGCACAUAUUUCCCAAAUGGAAAGGAACGUGUCUAUGGAGCUUUAAUGAUUUCGGCUCUGUUAUGCCCAAGUGGCGCAGGAGCCUUCAAAAUAAACGAAUAAAUAUGCAAGUGUCUAUGAAGCCGAUUUAUUGCUACCUGAUGCCUGAAGGCUGAAACACAGACAAACAGACGUAACACUUGCGAAAUUUCCAACGACCACACUUUUAACGAUCAUUUCAAAUUUUCAUAGUUGUGGCUUUCACAACCAGAGGCGCGCACAUCGUUUUUCUAUGCGUUUGACGUUUCACUCUAGCGCCUUCUGUUGACGAUAUUGCACACCACAGUGAUACGUGCAACUUUUCCACCAGGUGAUGGUAGUGUGAACUGGGCGAUGGAUUUUCAUGAAAAUCGUUCAAGGUGUUACGUCUGUUUGUCUGUGGCUGAAACCAAUCAGGGGCGUUUAAUUUCGUUUCAAUGAUACACUUUCAUGCAACAUUUGAAUGAGUCACUUUAUCUGUUUGACACACUGUUCGAGUCUUUCUUUUCGAUUCGGAAAACGUUCUCAUUCAUCGUAGCACUCGGUAGUCUCUCUUCGGAGUGGCGUUGCUUGUGCUUCACUCGGCAGAGCAGUAGUGCCUCACUCUUGCGCGUUAGUCUCUCAAUGGUUACGGGCGCCGGUUAAUUGGAUUUAAGCGGUCGAACUUGUGUCCCUUUUUCAUAAAACAUAAUGAUCAUUCUAUUGGCGUGCACCACUAUUAGAAAAAUUGUUUUAAAUAGUGUUUUUAGCACAUUGAAAAUUUUCAAUGACCCACAAUUGAAACGAAAAUCCUAAGUGUUUCACUUUAAUUUUCAAACGCACUUGUUUCAGUAGCAAUAAUGAACGAGCGUGUUGCAGUGUGAGUUAUGAAGCAUCGCAGCAGUCCCGUCGCAUGGGAAACGACUUGCCUUGUGACUUGCUACGGCUUUCGUGCGUCAUGUUUUUCUUUCGAAAUUGCACGUCCCUGAAACCAAUAACGGUCGACUCGUUGCAUGGAAGAGGAUGAAUCCGCUUUCAAUGCUAUGAUUAUCGAAAAGCCAGCACUAGAGAGGAGAAAAUUUAAUGUUUUUUUCCUUGAAGUUUGUACGACUUCUUUACAGUCCCUGGUAUAAUCGACUGUAUAAUGAAGUGGGUCUUCGUAGUCGCCAUGUAGUGAAAUCAACAAGACCGCAUUUUUUCAGCCAUUUUCAGCCGCACGUUUAGUAAGGAGAAAUAUCAGUAUUGGUAGUGACUGGUUAACCCUUUGAUCAGCAUGCUGCGAUUCUGUCUAGUCAGAUUAGUUAGAUACUUUGCCACCAUUGGAGAUGGCGCGCAGUACAAUUGUAAUCUGAAUCUUAGACCCAACACUUUGAUACCGGAAAAGCUGGAUCAUGGCUCAUUUUCAGCGAUGGAAGAAUGGCCAAGUACCCGUACAAGGUGAACAGCGUUUGCUGAAUUCAGCUCCUAAUUGAGUUCGAUAAGCGAUUACUUACUUCAACGUACAGUUAGCCGAAGCAAGUGCUUCAAUAAAAGUCUGGCUGUCUCAACAGCAGUACAUUACUUUGCACAUUAGGUGCUGCUGAAGUGUUGAUUCGCAUUCUAGAACAAAUAUUUCUGACUCAAAACCGGUGCAGUAUCUGUCAAGUGAGUAAUAUUGAUAGACUUGUCUCACAACAGCGGACUACAGCAUCAGUAAAACAUACGAUGCCGUCUGAAAUGCUCCUCUCAAGAUAACAAGAGUCCACUCAUCCCGCGAAUGACAAUUUUUUAUACGGGAAAUUGCAAGCAAUUGUAAGAUCACUUGAAGUAAUGACAACUUUGUCUAAAUCAACCAAAAGUGUAAACAACCAAGUGUACGUUGUGAUAGGAUUUAACGAGAAAUCUUAUUGGUGAGAACUCUCAACUAGGUACCUGAGGAGUGCUUUGCAUCAAGUCGGAAAGGAUGCUGUGCUGAUGCACAUGUCAACUAACAAUGCUAGGCAGUCAUCGGCAAAAUCUUAAGCAGGAAAACCGCUAUUAUUUAGUUGCCGUAUCUGCUACAAGACUUCGGAAUAUCGAUGACAAGACUCCCCUUUAGGGGCAUCCACAAGAACUCCUAAUCGUUUCUUGACGUUAUUUCAAGAACCGUUGGUUUUUGAGUAUUUCGUGAAUACAAUUGAAUACUCUCUCGAUAUCGUAAACAAUUCCUCGCGCUUGGUAUCAUACAGGCAUAUACAGAAUGAUCGAUUUUUCUUCAAAUUUUCUGCAAAUCAUUUUCGGUUUUAGAUGCUAGUCCUAGUCGUCCGUUACUGAAACACACUGAAAGAUUGUCCGAAUAUUGGUCGCAUUUCCCGGAAUAAUCCGCAGAGAAAAUCGAUGAAGAGAAAUCGAUCAUCGUAGAUAUACGCACUAAACGCGAGACUUUGUGUAAAGGAGUUACAGUGGACUUUCCAGAUUGGUAAGCAUGUUGGUUCACAUGAAGAGGCACAUUGGCCAGAUGAACAUCACGGAUGUGAUGAUCGACUAUGCGUUCUUAGCAUUUCAGAAGAAAAGUUGUCAAACUUAUAGGUCUGAAAUUCUUUGCUUCUUCAUACGACGCACGACCCACUUUCGGAAUCAACCUUACCUUAUAAUAUCCCGCCAAGAUUUGGGGAUAUACCCUGUAGCAAAACUGCAAUCAAGUAUUUUUUUUUUUUUCAAAACAUGUUUGAAAUAAUCAAAUACUUUCUGAAGCAAAAUAAGAUAAAUCCCAUCUGCUCCAGGAGAUUUACAUGGAUACAAUGCGUGUUAUACUGAUUCUCGGUGUUUAUAAGCUGAGAUAUUAUGAAAACGUUUAGCUGACUACUUGGCUGAGCAAAUCUCGGCAUUCGUAAACCGAGACUCGGCAUUCUAAAUUAAGUGUGUAGGCUUUGGCCAUGACAGCAGUGCGGACUUCGGUGGACUCUUAGCUAUAGUUGCGCAAUGACGACAAGAAAUCGUCGUGAGCAAUGUUGUCCUCAUCCAAAGAUGGCCAAUAGACAUAGCUACGAGUAAUUGCUUUCACCGGCUGCAUUUCCGGAUGACCUCGGUGGAGAUGAUGGAGACAGCGUUCCCGGAAACUUGAUGGAAUUACCAGACGUUCGCCGAACAUGACGCAGUCUUAUACUGUUAACAGCGACUCUCGACUAGCGUAGAAACGUUUUAUUUCUUGAUUUUUUUAUUCUUAAUCACUUAACCUAAUUUACAGCUCUAUUGUCCACUGGGGCACUACGUGAGCAAUUUCAAUUGACAGCUGCACUUACAUUUUGUACAGCGCCUAGAUUCUUAUUCUACUUUAUCGAACUGGUUGCCUUUCUGCUGCUUUCACUUUUUCUACUUUAUACCUAGUAGAAUGAUGAGCACAAAGAUGGUGAUGGAUGGCCGUUGUUCCUUUCCAGUUCGAUUGGGGGUCCAUUAUGAGUAGCAGUUCGCCGAUGUCCAGGUAUCCGGGUCCGUUUGAGCCAUGGGGCUCAGAAGAGGGUCAGUGUCAGUUGCUCUCGGGGGAAAAGCAACUGACGAAAAAUUGCAAGUGCCGGGGCUGGGAAUCAAACCCAUGACCAUCCGCAUAUGAAGCGAACGUGUGACCAACUACGCCACGGGCCCCGGCUAUUUCUUGAUUUGUGAAGGGCGAUUUUGAUCGUGGCCAACCUUCGCGGCCAACGCACUUCCUGAAUCAUUUUGAAAUUCUGUUGAAGCGCAUCGAUUGAGCUCACGGCGAGGGCCUUCUCCAACAUAAUGCUGGCCACAACGAAAUCCUCUUCCGGCUUGACAUGGUGCUCAAUCAUCCGAGACAGAACAUCAGCGUUGCCAAACAUAUCCGUAGACGAUCUUGAAGUCGUACAUCAGCAACUGUAGUGGCCAGCGUUGUAACCGAUUUGCCAUGUAGGCAGGAAUGCUCUUUUUUAAUCCGAAGAUGCGAAGAAGUGGGACGUGAUCGUGACCCCGAUUCCGAUGGAAGAAGCAUUCGCUGAAACGAUUAUAUCCAGCUGUGGAUUGUAGUGCGUAAGGAGCAAGUCGGACGACAGGAUUUUCUUGAAAUUCUUGAGGGAGUGCUGACAUUCCGACGUCUAAAUAAACUUCUUCCCUUGCUUGAGGAGCUCGUCGAGUGAAUGCCGUAGUGUUCUCUUGCUUGGGACAAACUUCCCAUAAUAAUUGAGCGCCCCUAGGAAGGAAUGCACUCCAGAAACGUCCGUUGGAGUUGGCAUACUACAAAUCGCUUAAAUUUUGGCCGGAUUUGAUCGUAAACCAUGUUCAUCAACGAGGCGCCCCACGUAUUUUAUUUGUUGUUGACCAUACGAGUGCUUCUGACGAAGGACAUUUUUAAGAUUUCGUCGAUGAUCUUCUUCGUCCACUCCUCCAACUCACAAAUCGUCAAGAUAUCCAGAAGUGCACUCCAGCCCGUCGAACAUGGCGUCUACCAGCUGCUGAAAUGCCCCAGGUGCUGCUUUGACCACCUGCGGUAGUCGGUUGUAACUGUAAAGAUCCCGAUGCGUGUUGAUUGUUAGCAUUUCUCGGGAUUCCUCUUGCACUUGUAUUUGAAGAAAAGUGUCGGAGAGAUCAAUUUGGCUAAACACCUUGCAGUUGGCCAAAUUCGCGACGAUAUCCAAGUUCCAGUUGAAUAGUCACCACAAAUCCUUACUAGCUUUCCUCAAGACAAUGAUUGGAGUUGGCCACUCCAAGUGCUCGACUGAUGUUAUGAUUCCAGUCCUAUCGGGUUGUGCUCCUUACUUUAGCGUGAGCUGCACCUUUGCCUUGGUACACAGUCCCUGAGUACCGUUGAACAUCGUCAGAAAAGCUUGGUGACCGCUGUCAUCGAUCUGCUGACUUUAUUGCAGAACCACUUUUACGAAAUCGACCAGAAAUUGAAUUGAUCGAUGAGGUCCAAUCCGAGCAGGUUGAGUUGUUGCUUCACGACGUAGAAUCGAGCCUGACGCUUCAAUCCGUUGAUGGAAAUCUCGCGCGAACACUCUAAUUCCAGCUUAAGUGGGUUCUCGGAUGCUGUUGAAGCUGCGACCGUCACUGGGCCUGACGUAGGUCGACCGAUCCAACGCCAUGUCUUUUCGGAGAUUAUACAGAUGACCGAUUUUUGGUUUCCGUCCUCCUGGAUAUCGCUUGUUUGGAGAUCGAUGGUUUCUAGUUUUUCUUGCACUGGAGCAGUAUCCGUCCUUGUGACCGAUCUCUUUACAUCCCCAACAAUGGCUCGCCGGCGGUUGUCUUCGUUUUUUUUCUGUAUUUUGUGGAGCUGUUUCGUAGAACUGACCGUAUGGCAUGGUAUGGCCACUGACCAGUCGGUGCUUUCUUGGUAGUUGAGUGCGCCGUAGUAUACUACAUGAUAAGGUAAUAAUGAAGGUCUUGUUUCCUUGUUUCUUGUUUCUCCCGAGCGCGAUGCUGAUCUGUAGUCGUUUCACGACAGAUUGAUUUUGCCAUUCGCCAUAACCAUUCUCUUGUGACCAAUACGGCGUCGAAUGAUUCCGUGGAGCUUGCUGAUACAUUGCUUGGCGUUGUCUAGCGUAUUGGUUCGAGGGUAGUCCAGCCAGCUUAUUGUGUCCUUAGCUGUAAUUUUGGAAAUGAUUUCCACUUCUUUAUAUCGACUUAAAUAGUCGAUAAUCACCAGCAGGUAUGAAUCACAAGGCAAUGGUCCGAGGAAAUCCAUAGCGGUGUCAACCCAUGGAGCAUUUGGCAACGGACGACGACUCAUCGGUUCGAGUCUGUCCGACAGUCCUACCAAACGACAGCCUACAUAUGUUUUGACGCAAAUCACAUGGUGCAAGUGACUAGAUUCAAAUCAAUUGAAAAUACCCAAUUUAAUGCGAAUCGAUCUUGUACAGUAGGUGUUCGAUAAAUGCAACAUGUUUACGUUUCACUUACCGAAUGACAUUCGAUAACUGCAACAACUGACAGACGUCACGUAACUGCAGAAUGUAACCAAUGUGCAUUCGAAAAACAUCGCAUUGAAACAAAAGUGCAUACAGAAAACAUCGCAUCGUUGUUGACAUUUCAUUUUGACGGAUAGCGGUGCGAUAACUGCAAAAUUGAUGCACUUAGCGGACUUGCAGUUAAAAAGCAUCCCAAGAAACAGAACUAGGCUUAACAACAGUUUCUUAAGCUGAAGUUUGCUUAAGAGUGGUUUUUUCCACUCUUGUACAGCAAAAAUGUUUGUUGGGAUUGCAGUUAAUGCGUUUGCACCGAGCGAAAGUCUACUGUAAACACCACCAUGUAUACAUUGUUCAGCUCGAGCGGUGCGUAAGCAAACUGAAUUGAAUUCAUCCCGCUUGACAGAUGACUUGAAUUCAACUCACAUGAUUCGCGAGUUUAGACGGGGCAAGUGAGAUAAUUUCGUCAUUGGCGUAGCUAGCUUUUUCUUUUUUCUUAUUGCGGCGCUUAUAAUAAAUCCACAUUAGGCGGCGGCGAUAUGGCCGCUAGGAGAUUCCCGCGAUACAGACGCAAUGUCAAAAUCGAACAGAUACUGUCACCCACCCAGCAGCAUUGCAGCAGCCUUCAGGCCGUUCAUAUCAAAACAAAAGUUAGCACAAUGGCAUCUCAAGUGGCCAGAAAUCGUAAUAAUAUUUAUCACGACAUUGCUUCACUAUACGCAUACGCAUCACCUAGUCGGCUUUGUAUUUAAUAAUCGGGAUGUUGUUAAGUGAUGCUGCAGGAGGAUGCGGCUUCAAUUUUUCCAUUUCCACAUUGCGUCUGUAUCGCGUGCAUCUCCUCGCGGCCAUAUCGCCGCAGCCUCAUGUGGAUUUGAUAUGAGCGCCGCAAACAGAAUUUCUGACCAUCAGGUCGCUCAUAGUGGUGCGGGCAUAUUUUGGCAACUUGAUGGAAAAGAAGAAGACAAACGCGUUUCGCGGAUUUAUCUUGCAAGGCACAAUACUCACUCUCCUAAACAAACGCGAGAAAGAGCGGGAUGCGAAAAAGGGCCUGUGCCCCCUCUUUCAUCCUUUUCUUUCUCGUGUUUGUUUAGGAGAGUAAGCGAGAAAAAAGAAAAAGCUAGCUACGCCAAUGAAUUUCGUUUGACUUGAAUGAAAAAGUUCAACAUGUUCAACUUUCGUUCAAGUCAAGUGAGUUGAUCAAGUGAGAUGAAUGGUGGUGUCAGUGUUGGUAAAAACUCAAAUUCUCAAAUCUCAUAGUUGAGUUGUUUCACGCGCGAUUCUUAACUCGCCAAACUCACCGCCGAAAAAAUCGUACAUGAGUAGACUCGUGAUUUUACUCAUUCCGUUAUUUCUUGGUAUUCUUAUUAUUUACAACGAAGUUUUUAGAAUUAUAUGACAUAACAAGACCAAACCUUGUAUACAACAACAAAGAAUGACGUUUAAAUUGAUUUGGAUUCGUUUUACAAGCAAAUGAGAUUUCGCCGCUUGACUCGCGAGAGCGAGAUUUUGCAUGAAAAUCUCGCGCGUGAGCAAAUGAUUCAGAAUCGCGCAUGAAUUUGCUCACGCAGGAGCGGUUCAUGAGUGUGAUUUUACCAACAAUGGGUGGUGUUCACGCGUUCAAUUCGCAUUCAAUUGGGCAUUUUCCAUUGACUUGAAUGAAGCCACUUGCACCGUCUAAACCAGGCAUAAGCCCGCAAUACAUGUCAGUUGUAUUCAAGUCAUCUGUCAAACGAGGUGAAGUUGAAGCAUUCAAGAGCAUUCAAGUGAGCAUUAAAGUCGUUUGCCGAGGCUAAACACACCACUCAUUUCGAAUGAAUAUUUUUGAGCAGUUUUCAAGUGAGAUGCUCGUUUCAGUUGAACAAUGUAAACCAGGCAUAAUAGACGAGCUAUUGCUGUGGAGGGAGUGCAUUUUCUAAUGGGUCUGGCAACUCUUCGCCGCUGGUUUCAUCCGCUUAAGGUGGUUCUGUUCUUUCACCUCAUUUGAAUUCCGAGUUCGAUAAAUAUUACUGCAUUUCUGGUGCGAAAGUUUCCAGUCGUUCUUCGUUUGUUGUCUGCAUCCAGUAACACAACGUCCCAACACACUUUAUUGGAUCCUUUAGUAGAGACAAUAGCCUUUUCAUCCUGCUACGUAGCCGUAUGCGUUAUCCCUCUGAAUACCGAGUGCCUGUCGAACUACUUCGGUGCUUGUUGCCCAUCGUUGUGGUAUAUUCUCGUUUCCAUUGUACCUUCGAUUGAUACUCUGUAUAGCGUAACAAUGCUCCAGCGUGUAACGGCAACAAGGUAUGGCGCUGGUACAAUGCCGUCAUUAGCCUCCGUCUACCCAGAACCUUCCCAUGUUGCGGGCUCGAGUGGGCAGCUGUCAGUUCCACCUCUUUGAUCGACUCACAGACUUCCAGCUUAAUAUCAACAGCCGACGACCUCGUACAUGACAUUUCAUGACUUCGGACCCAGGACGGAGCCUUGCGAAACUCCUGAAGUUAUGCGGAAGGACUUCCGAGUUGUGCCGUAUCAGUAUAAGCUUCGAGAACCUUGUACGGAUACACAAGUAUCCAAGUAGUCAAGUGUAAGAAGCGCGCCAGCAAUAUCGGCCCAACCCGAGCAGAAGAAAAUAACAAGUGAAUAACACAUCAAGGUAUUUAUCCUAAAUACUACCAUACCUUGAUAUGCCUAUCAUUAGGUGGUAAUAAGAGGCAAAAUAACAAAAACGAAUACCAAAAUUUUGUAUAAAAAACACCUAGAAAAUAACAAGUCUUGUUAUUUAAAUAAUGAAUGCAUACCUACAAUUUCAAGUGCUGUAUUUGUUAUUCCAAAGUUAUUGAGUAACAAACUUAUAACAUUUCUUGUUAUUAAAUGCUUCAUUUGUUUGAUGACUUCAUGAUGUAAUGGCAAAUCUUGUUCUUCGAUUAUUUUCACUGCUAAACCAACAAAUACUACACUUAUACCAAACUCUGCUCGAAUACUUCCAACUGUUAUUGUGAUGUUCUCAUAACGUUUCGUGGAAUAACGCAGCAAUAACAAGUUAAGGUAUUAGAGCACAUGUUGCUCUUCGCAUGGUAUUCGUAAGGUAUGCCCUUCUGCUCGGGAAGUGGGACUACUCUUCGCAUUCCUUACGUCAAGGGUCACUACUCACUACUGAAUAGUAGUGAUUCACCAUACUCUAAUGCUGAAGAAUUAUCUCAGCAGUUUUGGUGACUGACAAGCCAUGGAUUGCGUGAUUGACGAGCACACAUCCUCGAGUUUGCUGUUUCAUAAGGCAGGUCAGAAUACUGUGAAGGGUGCCGUGUGGUACUCCACAGCCUCCGUUAGCGAUUGGGUGUUCAUAAGACUCAACAAACUAUUCAUUCCUAGGCACGGUAAGCAUAUAGCCUCAUCACACCAUGAAAUAGGGGUCACCUGUUAGUGGACUCUUACUACCACAACAGGCGGUUCGUAGUGUUUGUUAUUCUUAGCCUAUUGAGACCCUGAAGAUGGUCAUAACAAUAGAACUACACUAGAACUCCAAUGGCGCUGUAGUCACUUUUCCUUUUUAAUUAUUUUAAUAACUUUAAUUGUAAUUAAUGACUAUUUUUAGGUGUUCAUCUUGUAGAGGAUCUUUUAUUUUGGUAAACAAAAUUUAUUUGACACUUCUAGUACCGCUACUGACGCUGUAAGGUCGUGGCAAACUAGAUGUUAGUCACACGAACAGUCGCGACAUUGGACUUCUGUGGCUAGUUAUUCUAAUGUCAUAACCAAGGGUAGAAACGUUGGAUGGAAUAGAAUCAAUCUGCUUUUAAAUCCAUAAACCGGAAAACCCUACACCAGAAAGCAAUUGUGAUUGUUUUUCCUACACACUGUCACGGUCGCCAUAUAGUGAAGCGAAAUUUCUUGGUUGCCAUGUGGGAAAAUCGACACGGUCGUCUGUCGUAGUAAACUUCCGGAUGAUUUAAAUCAUCUAAUACUCGACCAUUCGAAUACUCGAAUGACAAGAACUUGUGGCAAGAACUUGUAUUGUCAAGGACAAGUGACCAAAAAACAGUUGUAUGUUAGCAUAACUAUAUUGCGAGGUAUGACCUCUGAGAUAUACAGCAAUUUCCUGAAGACGAGCACAACUAAAGGUCGAUAGAAGAUUCUAUAAAUCGGAAAAGUCUACCUCAGGCAUAAAUUAUGAUGGUUUUCCAAAAAAACUUAUAAAUUUUUCACGGUCGCCAUGUGGUGAAACGGAAUUUUACGGUCGCCAUGUUAAAAACCGACAAGUCUGUCGUUUUCAACAAUGUGAUGGAGAUGAAAUCAUUCCGUCUUGUGAGGGGAGAGAGAAGAUAGCUCAAAGAUUUUUUUUAGAUUGUUGGACACAACAAAUGGAAAACUUUUCGAAAAGAUAUAGAAUUGGUAACACCUUUUCAAUUUGAUCUUAAGGACAGACUUGUUAGAAUCCCAAGAUGGCCGCCACAAUGGCCGACUUUGUUACCCACUCACGAUUUCGAAGGCACAAAUCUCUUCGUAAACAAAACCAGCGCGUUUGAUCUUCUUAUUUUAACCCAAGCAACACACAUGUUAUAAUAGAGUUACGACAGCGCAAGUUUUGGUUGUAUAGAAGUUUAUUUUACGUAAUUUUAACAAUGUGUUGAAAUAACGUAAAAUAAACUUCUAUACAACCAAAACUUGCGCUGUCGUAACUUUUAUAUAACAUGUGUGUUACUUGGGAAGCUUAUUACAAGUGAGCAUGAACAGAAUAAUAAAAUGCACUGUUGUUUGAAGCUUGCUUCUUGAGAUUUGUGUGUUUUAAGUUCUCAUGCACUUUUGAAGCAGGAUUUCAAGACGUUUGUCCUUAAGGAGAACUAAUCAGUAUCAGUAUGACUUUAUGUUUAUGAUAAGCUCAUUUGUAGCCAAAAACAAUCCAAGCAGUCAUUUUCUAUCUGAAAACGUCGAUAGACCAUCAAUUACGAACCUACAAUACAUUCAUCACAGAGAGAAAUAAUAAAGCAACACAACCGUACCGCAAACAUUAGAAACCAAUGCUAACAUAUAAUCACAAGCCGAACCAUAAGCCAGUAAUAAUUAUAACCAAAGGACAGAGAACAAAACAUGGAACUCGAGUCUAGAGUAGAAGAAGGAAAACAAUUACCAUGAGCGUGAGCGCGUAUCGCAUGUGCAGCAAUAAGUAAUGAAGCGAAACAGUGAGUUCAUCCCGUGCAAAGAGACAAGUAGGAGUAGAAGUAAAUCAUUAUGUGAUAUAUUUCAAGUAAAGAUAAUAUUUCAGUAAUUAUUCAAAUUUAACCUAUUCCACACACGCGACGGCAACAACCGACAACUUAAACCAACUCACAAACACCCCGCGCAUUGCAUAGGCGUGGCCCCGCAGCUCACCACAUCGGGAAGACACUCUCUCGAGUCUCUUGCAAAACAAAGCAAGCGCUAAGCUGCUCCGCAGCUACAACAAUACGCUAUUGUUCCAUAGGCUGGUGUCCAUGCCAGCGCUGGUGUUCGCGAGUGUAUUCCCGAGAGGUGGAGCGCCCGGAAUGGGCAGACGAGGGGGCCCGCGGUGUUUGGCGAUUGAUGAGAUGUUGCGCGGCGCGCAGUGACGAAAAGAAGCAAAUCAAAGCAAACAACGAAUCGACUGAAACACAAACACAAUUAAGAAAGCAAAACCGUUUGUAUUUAGGAGAAACAAUGCGUGUGUGUGAUAUAGAAUGAGUGGUGACUGAACGUCGGUAAGAAUGGAUGAGUUUUAUUCUUAGUGAGGAAGAAUUCGCGAAGAUAAACGAAUAGCAACAGCAGUACAAGUUUAUGUUUUGUCCCAAUGUAGUAGAGAGGUUAUGUUUUGUAGUUGUUACAGCAGGAAGGCAGUGUUGCCAUUAGAUGUGUCAAUUUAUGUUUUGUAGUUUAGUAGCCUGUUACCGGUGGGUUUAUUUUAUUAUUCAGUUUUCGCUUCUAUUCCAGUUUUAUGUGUCAAUCGAAACGAACAAAGGCGAAAUCGUAUACACCAAAUAUACCGAUAGAAGUGAGGAAUAUCAGUUUUCCAGAGAAACAAUAGUGAAUAGCGUAGCGAAGCUGUGCAGAACAAUUGCGAUACGUAUGACAAGUAUUAUUUUUGUUUCUUGUUAGACAGUAGAAUAGUCAGUAGCGUAGGUAUUAUUUUUCAGCCGUAGUAAAUGUCAGUGUGUGAGUAUGUGUGUGUAGCAGUGCGUUGAUUGGCAGUAGAUUGAGAGAGUAUGUGUGACAACAAAACCCCUGUCGUUAGUGUAUGUGUAAAUGUCGAUAAUAAAAUUGAAAUAUUUACUGUGAUAUUAAUCUUUACUUCAAAUAUUAACAUUCGCAUCAAAGUCGAAUAUUAAUAACUGUAGGAAAACAAACAAAUGACACAUAUUGCAAAUAAUUAAACAUAUUUAGAACAAACAAAAAAACUGACAAACAAAAGCAAAUGCGUUCAUUAAACAAAGUUGCACCGUUUGCUGUUCAACAGCAAAAAAAAGCAAGAAGUCGGUGCAAAUCUAAACAUUGAAACAAUUAUUAAUCCCCUUAGCAGUUAGAAAAAUUUAUCUCUUUUUAAAAUGACAGAAAGCUAAUCGUUACUCGAGUUGAAACACAGAAAUCUUUACCUUACAAACACUUACAAGCUAAUUAUUAUUCAUCCCAAAUAGGCAGAAAAGAAUGCCAUCAGAUAUAACCAAAACAAAUAAGGAAAAAUUUUGCACACCAUCCGCCGAAAAAGUAGGCUGUCAUUUGACAGCCAUUCGGCUGUCAUCCGACAGCGGGAGGGAGAAAGUCAAUUGAUAUUCACAUCCGAUGCAACAACUACAACUGUCAAAAUUGCACUUCAUCUCCUGCUCUCACGCACACAAACACACAGUCGCGCAAUGUCGCGAUUACGGUGUGCAGUGACUGUGACAGCCUGCUUCGAUCGGUGGCCAAUGACAACGCUCACACAUUCAUAGAAAAAAACAAUAUGAUGAUACGCGCACUUCCGAAUUCGAAAGCAUUAACUUUGAGUAUUGUGUAAUCCUGACGAUAGAUGAAAUCAGAAAUCAUAUAAUAAUCCACACUCGAUCUGACUUGGAACCGUCGUAGUGGUCGUCGUCACUUCCAAUUUUUCUUUUCCUCUGUUUCUUCGUGCACACGGUGACUGGAACUACGCGCACACUCACACACAUUCAAUUAUAGCACUCACACGUUGUGAUUUUUUAUGGUAGAGAAAGAAAAAAAAUGUUUAGCAAACCACCGGAACCGGAAACAUAUCGGUAUUUUUUGAUCGACUUCUCAGAGAACACGCAAGUAACAAGUACAAUACAUACAAAACAAAAGUUAGGAACAGUUGGGAGGAGGUCGUCCAAAAAAUCCGCUACGUUCCGGUAGUGGGGCCUGGAUUCUGGGCGUCGUUGCCAGUCUUCGGAGGAAAUUGGCGCAAAAGAAAAAUUUCAAGUGGCUUAUCAGAAACAGUAGUAGAAUAAUGAUAUUUAAAGAAAAUUUAAACAGUGGAUAGUCUUACGUAGAAUAAAAAUGGAGGAAGUUAUGAAAUUUUGAGAGUGUA
Molecule: messenger RNA, 18397 nt
Organism: Aedes albopictus (Asian tiger mosquito)
Lineage: Eukaryota; Metazoa; Arthropoda; Insecta; Diptera; Culicidae
Product: double-stranded RNA-specific editase Adar-like
Biological process (GO): RNA processing; adenosine to inosine editing
Cellular component (GO): nucleolus; cytoplasm
Molecular function (GO): double-stranded RNA binding; double-stranded RNA adenosine deaminase activity; tRNA-specific adenosine deaminase activity
Source: RefSeq, a predicted model, not a curated record